Molecule: messenger RNA, 5653 nt
Organism: Drosophila persimilis
Lineage: Eukaryota; Metazoa; Arthropoda; Insecta; Diptera; Drosophilidae
Product: proteoglycan 4
Exons: 1
Coding region: 79-5202 (1707 amino acids)
Source: RefSeq, a predicted model, not a curated record
UUGAGUUGACCGCGUUGCACGAGACCGCGCCACGUGGAAAAUAGGUCAACAGGACAGGGCAUCGCAUCCCAGCCAGCAAUGUCAUCGAUCAGCAGCCUUGGGGCCGAGAAACCGCCAUCCGCCAUGGCAGUGGCAGCUGCUACUAAUAAUUCUCCGAGGCUCGUUGAUGGCAUCAUAAAUCAAAAGACUGAGUCAUCCAUGCCGCCAAUGGGGCCGCCGCCGGAAGUGCCAAGCGCUGGCCUGCAGUUUCCGCUGUGCCGAUGGGUCACGCGUUCGCGAUUCCCACCGAAUCAGUCAGAGCAGCGCCGUCAGUGUCAGUGCCACCAAAAUGCAAAAAAGAACACGCCACCAAGAGGAAUAUACAAACAAUAUGUGCACCCAGCAGACGCUCAAAAGUUUCCCAUGCAAAGAAAUGUUUACCAGGUGAAACGGCGGCGCUUUCCCUUGCGUCUCUCUCGGGGAACGGCUCCUCCCAGCCUUCCCGUUUCGGAGGAAUUCAAGAGAUUUCCCAUCGGAUCUCAGGUGCCUGACGCCUCGAUCACUCUCACCUUUCCCGAACUGGGCCAAAUACCGAAGAGGAAUGCCAGUUCUGCAAUUCGGCAAGCAGCCAUGACCACAACCACAGCGAUGACUCGACGGGGGCAGGUGCGGGUGCCACCCGCGGCGAAGGCGCCCCAAGAAUUUCCCAUAAUUAAAAAACGAUUUGUUAGCUUUCCCAAUCAUCAUCGAACGAUGGUCAAUGGCCAGGGCGACGGCAACGGCAACGGCGGGGGGCAUGGAGAUCCAAGCGGUGGGAUAAAGAUGCUGUCGUGGCCAACGGAUGUGGUGCCCACACCACCACCAACAACAACAAUGACGCAGAUGAGCCGCGACACAAUCCCCAAAAUAGACACGGAUCCGCAAUGGACAGGCGGAGAAGGUGCUGCCACCGCCACAAAUGAUGAUGAUGAUGUACAUAAGGUGUUUGAUAAUGAACUCGAACCUCAUGGGCGUCGGCCGGGGGAGACAGCAGCAGCAGCAGCAGCAUUAAACUUGAACGUGCCCGAUGCCGAUGCCGAUGCCGAAGGUGUUGGCGAGCAGAAGGAAAUCGAGCAUCAACAGGCGGAAAAUUUUAAUGACGCCUUCGGCCAGCGACACGACCACGACCACAACGACAGCGAGAACGACGGCGACGGCGACGGCGACUACGCCAUGGAUGUGGAUGUGCCCAAAAAUAAACACGAAAUAUGCGAGCAAAGCAAAUUAGAGAAGGUCUUUGGGGAGGCGGAGGCGGAGAUGGAGCAUGGGCGGGCCGAAGAUCAUAAUGAGCUAAAUAUGACUAAAGAGGGGAGCAACAAUUUAGCACAUGAAGAGCAGCAGCCACCACAGCAGAGGCAGAGGCAGAGGCAGCAGCAGCAGUCAAUAUGUUUAGCCGGGGAGCAAACAAUAGAUGCGAAUGGGCAUGAGGCGACGGCUGCCUCCACCAGCGCCAGCAGCCACAGCAACCACCAGCGGCAGCAGCAGCAGCAGCGGCUGCGGCGGCAGCUGCCCGUCGAUCUCUCAGACGCGCGCGAAACGUCGCCAAAGCAAGUGGACGAUCCGAAUCAGAUCCGAAUUCCGACUCAUAUUCGUCUAAUCGACGGCGCCAGCAGUCACGUUCAAUCGGAGCACGGAUCAUUGGGCAGUCGCAGUCGCAGUCCCAGUGCCGGGCCAGAGACAGUAACGCGUCCAAAUAUAGAACUACUGAAGCGUUCCGUUCGCGCUUUCCUCGCAGAGGGUGCCGUCGCCAGCCGCACCGCAGCGCCACCGCAGCUCGACUUUGAGCUGAUUGAUCUGCUGACCGACGCAAUCGAGUUCCUGUGCGAACCCACCACAACGGGCAACCUUUGGAGCGCAGCUGAGCCACAGGCAGAGGCAGAGGCAGAGAUAGAGACAGAGGCAGAGCCAGAAGCGGGAGUGGGAGUGGAGCAGAGUGCGGACAUGACUGUGAGCAAAGUGAGCGAGGAUCGGGACAGUGAAACAAUCGUCGUUGCCGACGUUUAUCUCGACCAAGUCGAUCAGCCCACUGAGGUGGAUGACAACAACAACAACAGCAGCAACAGCAGCAGCAACAACAGCAGCGGUAGCCCUGUCAAUGCCAGCAGCGAGAUGAAGUACGAACUGAAGACUGCAUCCACUGCAACACUGCCAAGCAGACGUCUCCCCACCACCGUCCUGAGCAGCACCCCCCUGAGCAGCACUCCAAUACCAGGAGUCCCGACACUGGCAGCCCCGCCCACAAGUCGCUUCCACCAGCCGACCAGUCGUAUACGCAAUGUGGAUGCAGUGCCUGCCCCCAUCACACCCCUCCUGCUGGGUGAACAGCUGAAGCGCAGCUCCGCCAGCCGCGACGACAUCUCCAUAGACCCCGACUCAGUGCUGCCAGAGCGGACGCGUCUGCGUCGACAGCGGCGCAUGCGCUCGCAGGACUCGGUGGAGGAGAAGCCCGAGGAUGUCAUCGAGCGGCUGAACAAGCUCAAGGCCCGCAUAUCGGGAGCGCUCAGUGAGGUCAAGGGCGUUCUCAAGCAGUACAGCACCGAGAGCGAGGCGGAGGCCGCCGGCGAGAAGUGGCUGGGGCCACCAGCGUCACCGUCACCCAAACCAGCAGCUGAGAGCGAAAGUGGAGCAGCAGGAACAGCAGCAGGUACUCCUCCGGUGACAUUCCGUUUUGUGAGCAAGGUGCGACGUCGCAGCUACUUUGACGAGGCAGAGGAGGAGAAGGAGGAGCAGGAGCAGGAAAAGGAAGCCACUAAAGAAGACGUCAGGGAGAAUCAUGUACCGAAACCUGCCACAGAUCUCAAGGAGCAAAAGGAUGAGCCAAAAACCGCCGAAAGGCAAGAAAAUUCAACGGAGAUCAAGCCAACAAAAACUGAGGAACCCGCAACCAAAUCCCAAGAUGAAGGCCUGAAAGCUUCAGCUGCCUCUUCGGAGCCACCGCCUGUCAAUGGAGAGCCAUCCAAGGCGAAAGUGCCCGAGAAGAGCAAAGCCCAGGCCAAAAUGGACUUCCUGGCCAAAGUGCAAAGUGAACUGAGGGCAAAGUCCGUGAAAGAACCUAAGCAAUCUCCCAGAGCGUCCGCCACCCCAGAGGAGACUCUGACACCAGCGGAACCCGCACACAAACCAACAGAAGAGCCAACGCCAACCGCAAUCGCACUGCCAAAUGAGUCAGCCACGCAGCCAGCGGCCAAGUUGGAUGCGCCAGCGAGCGUCAAGACCGUCAAGACCGUCAAAAAGAAAGUCGUGGUAAAGGCAAAGGUGAAUCCCCGACGCGCCUCAAUUGCAGCGGUGGAGCCAUCCAAGAUCAAGAUCGAGCCGGCAGUCGAGCAGAUCGAUGCACUCAUCGCACAAAGGCGACCCUCCGACUCGGAGGCGAUUGUCAAGCGCAAGAAGAAGCAGAAAUUAAUGAGCAGCAUUGCAGCAGCAGCAGCAGCGCCAUUAACUUCCGGCAAUCAGAAGGAGGCGGAGACGGCUACGGCAACGGCAACGGCAACGGGCACGGCCGACUCUAUAGCCGAGGAGACAGCGGUCAAGCCAGAGCCCCUGGCUAUAGCAAAAAGUGAACAAUUGGCGACGGCAGAGGUCAAUGCGGUGGCAGCUAAAAGCGAAACGAAGUCGGCUGCCAAAAGCCGCCAAGGAGAUGAAGCGGCGACGAGACCAGCGACAAGUGCCACUGCAACAGAAGCAGAAGCUGCAAAGGCCCAGCCAAAACGAUUGCAGAUCGAUGAGGCUGCUGCCCCUGCGAUUGCCAAUCAAGCGCCAGCCAGCGGACGAGGCAGACGCGCAAGCCUGAAACUAGCGGAGUUGGUAGGCGAGACGGUGCUGGUGGUGCCGGCAUCAAGUGCAUCCGCAGCCACAUCCCCACCCACGACCAGCCCAGACCCAGCAGCGACAGUGCCUGCAAUUAUCAGCUCAUUAAGCGAGUCCAAAGAACCCAUUAAUCAGUCGGCAGUUGUACCGGAGAUUGCCAUUCCUUUCGAGACGCAGGUGGAAGCAACGCCCCAACAGGUGGCCAUCGCUGCUGACAUUGAAGGCGCCGCCAGUGCCGCCAGUGCCGCCUCCGUCGUCGACCAGUCAGCGCCACAAAUAGCAGCGACAUUGAGCGAAGUGCCGCACGAAGAGUCAUCGUUACAGCAACAACCAGAGCCGCAGCUGCAGCCACAGCAGAGCCAAUCCGGGGAAGCUACAAAAGACAACGCACAGGCGCAUACUGGCAACAGUCUUGCCACCAUGCCGGAGCUGAAAGUACUUGCGGGCCCGGUGCAGCCCGUGAAGAUCGAGACCGUCGAGCAGCCGCACGAUGGGGAUAAGGACAAGUCGGAUCACCUGUCCGUCAUCAAGAAGAAGUCUGCGCCGCACCUCAAGAAGCUGGUGCGCAAGAAUUCCAUAGACAAAGCGCGGGAGAAGGACAAAGAGGAGCCCCAGGACACCAGAAAGCUGAGCAACAUACUCCGGGACAAGAACAAGAUCAGCGAGCUCUCCUCGAGAAUCAACAAGCUAACGCCGCCCAAGAAGCAGGUCAAGCAGGGCCAACUCGAGCCGGCGCCUGUCGCCCUGCCGGAACAGGAAAAUGUGAAGGCCGAAGGAGAAGCUCCAAGCGGGGAGAUCAACCAAAUCGAGCCCGAGCCAGAGCCGGAGCCGGAGCCAGAGCUUGAGGCAGAGCCGCCCACUCCCCCGCCAAAGAAGCCGCGCAAGAUCAAAAAGAAAGUGAUCAUCAAGCGGCAGAAGCGACGCCUCUCCAUCAGCGACACAUUCUUCAUCCAGCCGGAGCCGGAGGAGCCGAAAGAGCCCGAGAUCGAGACCAUCGAGAAGGCCAUUGCCUAUGUGACCGACGACGAGGACGACAAGCAGCAGCCGGAGCAAGAGCAGGAGCCAGUGCCGGUCAAGCCGCUAAAGUCCUGCCUGCACGUGCGCGAAUACAAGAUCGGGGAUCUGGUGCUCUACGCGGAGCGCUUUCGCAAGACGCAAGUGCGCUGGAAGCGCGGACGAGUCCUCGACAGGAUUACGGGCAUCUCGUACAAGCUGGAGAUCGAGGGCAAGGAGGUGGCCGCCCACGUCAGCUACAUCAAGAAGUACACGGGCCGCAAGGUGCGGUUCGGCAACAAGGAGUACCUGGAGAUUGACUACGAGCAGGUGGCCGAGGAGGAGCGACGGGCGGCCAGCUACAGCAUAUGGAAUAUGGUGUAGAGUGAGUGUCCCACUGUGAGUGUCCCUGUGUCCCUGUUUCCCAGUGUCCCUGUGUCCCAGUGACCCAGUGUCCGCCCCCCAUCGUCUCGUCUUGCCUUUGAGUAGAAUUAAAAAAUUGUUUUCAUUCAAGGAAGGAUUUUUUAAGGAUCUCAACUCGACAUUCAAUUAUGUUAUAGUCUUUCGUCUCUAGCUAGUCGUAUGUGUAAUCUUCCUGUAAAUAGAUUAGCGUUAGUUAACCUAAAGAUAGUCGCAGCCACGAGUAGUAGAAGGCCAAAAUUUGAGUGUAAAUUAUUCCAGGAUCAGUUGAUGGAGCCACCAACUGGAGUUCUAGUCGAUUUCGAUGUUUCCUUUCGUUUAACGCUUUGGAGAGUCUACAUUUUAAGUACUUAUGUGUAAUUAUAAACAAACAAACCAAUUUAAUGUUAAAUAAAGCCGAAAAAUAUUUCAGAAA